Molecule: messenger RNA, 2935 nt
Organism: Myotis daubentonii (Daubenton's bat)
Lineage: Eukaryota; Metazoa; Chordata; Mammalia; Chiroptera; Vespertilionidae
Gene: ZNF45
Product: zinc finger protein 45
Biological process (GO): regulation of transcription by RNA polymerase II
Cellular component (GO): nucleus
Molecular function (GO): DNA-binding transcription factor activity, RNA polymerase II-specific; RNA polymerase II cis-regulatory region sequence-specific DNA binding
Source: RefSeq, a predicted model, not a curated record
AUAUUUUACUUUUUAUUAUUUUUAAGAUAUAUAUUCUAUUGAUUUCAGAGAGGAGGUAGAAGGAUAGAAGGAUAAAAACAUCAAUGAUGAGAGUGAACCAUCGACCGGCCGCCUCCUGCACACCCCACACUGGGGAUCGAGCCCACAACCCAGGCAAGUGCCCUGACUGGGAAUCGAACUGCGACGUCCCGGUUCAUAGGUCAACGCUCAACCACUGAGCCAUGCCAGCCGGGCAUGUGUUACUUGCUUUUCUGCUGCUACUAGUAAGGUGCCCUGAAAGUGUUCGCUGAGCUUCCUGCCUACCACUUGAUUCUUAUCACAAUCCUAUGCGAUAGGUACUGUUAAUCCCUCCGUUUUACAGAAGAGAGGAUUAAGGCAUGAAGAUAUUAAUAAUUUGCUCAAGAUUUCACAGCUAUUAAGUAGCAGUGUCAUUUGGCCCCAGAGACUACUCCCUUAACCUGUGUCCUCUACCCUCAGUGUCCACUCCCCCAGAACUAGAAUCGUCCCCUGAGGGCUGCAUGAACUUGCAUUAGGGCCUCCGUCUGUGGUUGGGCAGGUGGCUCACUGUUCGGGGGCUCUUGGCUGAAGGUGUCUGGAAGGCAGUCUGCACUCUGCUCAUCAGGGCACCAGGCCCAGUGGGUGUGUGUUCACAGGGUGGGUGAGGGGCUCACAUAACGCAGUCAUGGGGGUUAGUGACACCCUUGGCCAGAAUCUAAUGCUUUUUUCCUUCUUCCCCCUUGUGCCUUCCCAAGACUCAGCCCUUCCCGAGCAGGGGGACAAAAUGGCCAAGUUCAAGGAGGCGGUGACGUUCCAGGACGUGGCUGUGGUCUUCACGGAGGAGGAGCUGGCGCUGCUGGACCCGUCCCAGAGGACGCUGUACCGAGACGUGAUGCUGGAGAACUUCUGGAACCUGGUCUCAGUGGGGCAUCUGCCCUUCACAGCAGGUGUUAGCCCCCGGUUAGAGAGAGAAGAGAAGCUCUGCAUGAUGAGGACAGCGACCCAGAGCCACAGCGCCUCAGGAGACAAGAGUCUACGUAACAUGGAGGUUAUUCAAGAAAUUGGAUUAAGGGACCUGGCCCAUGAAGAGUUUUUCCACUCACAAAUCUGGCAACAGGUUACCAAGGGUUUAACCAGAUGUCAAGAUUCCACAGUAAACAAUCAAGGAACUGGCUCUCUGUUGGAAAAACAAGGUGAUGCGCUCUAUAAAUAUGAGGAAUUCGGUAAGGGCUUUAAUCAGAGUUCGCAUCUUCAGGUUCACCACAGAGUCCAUAAUGGAGAAAAAUGCCACAAAGAAGAGAUGUGCGAGAAAGGUGUUAUUCAGGACUCUUGUCCUCAAAUUAAUAAGACGGCCCAUGCAGGAGAGAAGCCCUGUAAAUGUGAAAAAUGUGAAAAUGCCUUCCACCGGGUUUCAAGUCUUCAAGCCCAUCAGAGAGUCCACAGUAGAGGGAAAUCGUACAAAUGUGAUACAUCAUGUAAGAAUUUUAGUCAAAGGUCAUAUCUUCCUCAUCAUCAGAGAGUUCUUACAGGAGAAAAUCCACACAAAUUUGAGGAGUGUGGGAGAAAUGUUAAGCAAAGCUCACAUUGUCAAACUUCGCUGAUAACCCACACAUCAGAGAAACCCUAUAAAUGUGAGGAGUGUGGGGGGGGCUUCAGUCAGAGUGCACAUCUUCAAGUCCAUCAGAGAGUUCACAUGGGAGAGAGACCUUACAAGUGCGAAAAGUGUGGGAAGGGCUUCCGUUGGCAUUCACGACUGCAGGCUCACCAGCGAAUGCACACAGGUGAGAAGCCAUACAAAUGCGAUGCAUGUGGCAAGGGUUUUAAGCAUAGCUCACACCUUAACAUUCAUUGUAGAAUCCACACAGGAGAGAAACCCUAUAAAUGUGAGGAGUGUGGGAAAGGCUUCAGUGCAGGCUCACACCUUCAAGUCCAUCAGAGAGUCCACACUGGAGAGAAACCAUACAAAUGUGAGAGGUGUGGGAAGGGCUUUGGUCGGGCCUCAAAUCUUCUGGACCAUCAAAAAGGCCACACUGGAGAGAAACCCUAUCAAUGUGAUGCCUGUGGGAAAGGCUUCAGUCGGAGGUCAGAACUGAAGGCUCACUGUAGAAUCCACACAGGAGAGAAACCCUAUAAAUGUGAGGAGUGUGGGAAGGGCUUCAGUCAGCCCUCAAAUCUUCUGUCCCAUCAAAGAGGCCACACUGGAGAGAAACCAUACAAAUGCGGUACAUGUGGGAAGGGCUUCAGUCGGAGUUCAGAACUGAAGGUUCACUGUAGAAUCCACACAGGAGAGAAACCCUAUAAAUGUGAGAAGUGUGGGAAGGCCUUCAGUCAGUCUUCAAGUCUUCAUGUGCAUCAUCAAAGAGUCCACACGGGAGAGAAACCGUAUCAGUGUGCAGAGUGUGGGAAGGGCUUCAGUGUAAGGUCACAGCUUCAUCUCCAUCAGAAGGUCCAUACUGGAGAGAAACCAUAUAAAUGUGAGAAGUGUGGGAAGGUCUUUAGUAGGAGCUCAUACCUUCAAGCCCAUCAGAGAGUCCACACUGGAGAAAAGCCGUACAAAUGUGAGGAGUGUGGGAAGGUAUUCAGUUGGAGCUCAAGUCUUACAAAACAUCAGCGAGUUCAUGUUGACGAUGGGGGUGAUAAAGACUUUCCCUCAUCAGAGAACUCAUACAGGAAAGAAGCUCGGUAAAAUUACAUGUUUUCAUACCUCAGAAUGGGUGCUAAAAUAGUCCAAUGAUCAGCCCUGUUACAGAAAGCAAAACAUUCAUUUUAAAGAGUGAGUACUUCAGCCAGAGCUCAACAUGUCACAAUGGUUGGGUGACCACAUCAGAGAAGCCUUGUGAGAGUGGAGACAUAAGGACUUUACGCAGAACCUUGACAGUUAGUAAAUAUUAAAAAGAAGAGAGGCUUAGAAAGGAUGGGUCUGAUCUGAAGUUAACAA